CUUCCACGAAGUUGGAUUGAUUGUUCUUUUCCUUGGUGUUAAUUUCCUAUUUAAAUGUUUAUGUCAAACCUUUGACCGAUAAUUUAAAUAGUAAGGAUGGACGAUGACGAUGAUGAUUUUGGCGACUUUGGUGGAUUUGAGGCAGCUGAUCCUGCAUUUCCAGUUGUUGAUGAAAUACAGCCAAGUGUGGAAGCAGGCCCUUCUCCCUGGGCGAUAUUAGACACAGCUGCUCGGAGUCAGGUUGGAAUGCGACCAGACUUAUUGUGUGUGCAGAACCAGUUCCCUCCAGUUUUGGAUCCUACAGUUCCAACCCAGCUGUCCAAUGGAGAUGUGUCAAACAAUCAGGAACUGGCCACUCCCCCUCAGGAGUUCCCCCCUGCCCUGGACAGUCCCAAUAAUAAUGCAGCAUCCAUAGUAAAUGACAUUCUGGAUGGCAGUUUCAAUCGAACAGCUGAGCCUAAUUCUCAGAAUUCUCAUCCAAAUGGAGAAGCCAGUGCCCCUGUUGUACCUGACAUUCAGGAAACAAAUGGUAUAGAGACUUCCAAAUCUGAAACAUUCCAAUCCCACAAUUCUCAAACAGGAAAUAGUGAAGAGCUUUCAUUGCCAGUCCAGAGACAAGAGUCUGCUGCUCAAGCAGAACAGAGCAGCACAUCCCAGGCAUUCCAGGUGCACACCUCUACAACAAAAGAUAAUGAUGCCAGAUUAGGAGGCGAAUUAAAUGUUGUUGAGAUGGAAGUUCCCCAGAAACCAGAUACUAAUGUUGUAGUGCCCCCUGUUCUCUCUCAUAAUGCUCGGCCUGUUGAGCAGCAACUGUGUCUCAGGCAAAUUCAGCAGGAAUCUACAAAUGCAGUCCAAAGUGUUGUACAGGAAUACAAGACCUUAAUGCAAUCCAGCUUACAGAAUCACGAAGAGUCAGUCAAUAGCCUUCUCCAGAAAAACAGCAAAGAGAGACAACUCCAGCUAGAGUUAGCAAUAGCUCAACAGAAUAAAGAUGUGGAAACUGCUCUACAGGAAAUGAGACAAAGCCUCAAAGAAGAAUUUGAAAAUAUUGCUCAAGAAUCCAUUCAAAAUUUUAAGGAUGAAAUGAAAGAAACAUUAGAAAGGGAGAAGAAACAGAUACUGGAAGAAAUGCAAUUGGAUUUACAGAAGGAAAAGGAUUGCAUUAAUGAUCUUGUACAGGAAGCAGUCACAGCAGAACGGGAACGAGGUGCACAGCAAUUGGCAGACCAAAAGGAUCAGUUCCUCCAGCUUAUAGGGGAAGCAAGACAAGAAUCUCUCAGCCAAACCCAGAAUUUACUGGAGCAAGAAAGGAAACAGUUUCAGGAAAAGCUAAAACAGCAUUUGGAGGAAGAGAGGAAAUCUCAUAAGGAGUCUAUGGACCGUGUCAUUGAAUUUGCCAAUCAAGAAAUGCGGACAUAUCUACAGCAGAAUCGACAGAUGGAUAGACAAUUGCACCAAAGACAGCAUGCUAGCUUGGAUGUGUUCUUAAAUAGUGCCAGGCAACAGUUAAAACUCUUGAUGGAAAAUGAUACCAUGUUACCUAGUGAAGGAGAGUGCGGGGAAGAAAAAAGUAACACAGAAGGAAAAGACUCCUCAAAUGAUACAUGAUGAUUCAACUCACUGUCUGUAUGUGAAAUUAAACAGGCUUUUUCAAAUAUGAAGACUAAAUGGAUAUUUAAUUUGAUUUGUUCAUACUGUCAAAUAUAAUCUAUAUGUUAUUUGCUUAUUAAGGGUGGUAUUUUGAAUAAGCAGCUUUUUUAAAAAAUGUUACAGUACUUUGUAUAGAAAAGUUUUUAUUUUACUUUU
Messenger RNA from Saccostrea echinata, 1806 nucleotides. RefSeq names its product inner centromere protein-like. Gene Ontology annotation, cellular component: trans-Golgi network. The record is from RefSeq and is a predicted model, not a curated record. Gene Ontology annotation, biological process: Golgi to lysosome transport. The transcript is spliced from 13 exons. The coding region runs from base 97 to 1608 and encodes 503 amino acids. Lineage: Eukaryota; Metazoa; Mollusca; Bivalvia; Ostreida; Ostreidae.